Molecule: messenger RNA, 2727 nt
Organism: Sordaria macrospora k-hell
Lineage: Eukaryota; Fungi; Ascomycota; Sordariomycetes; Sordariales; Sordariaceae
Molecular function (GO): iron ion binding; heme binding; oxidoreductase activity, acting on paired donors, with incorporation or reduction of molecular oxygen
Source: RefSeq, a predicted model, not a curated record
AUGAGGUUCACAUCAGCACUCUUCGCUCUGGCUGCGGCCACUCUUUCACUUGCUUCAGACCCCAGCGAUUGCUCGACUACCUCGAAGGAAAAGACAGGCUCGGAUUUCAAGCUCACCGAACAAGCAGACAACGCCAAUGUCGCCUCUCUCUCCAAGAUCUUCACCGCGGCCGGCAAGAAGGUUUCGGUCGCCGACGUCUUCAACGAUGGCAAUCACCAGAUGACCACCGACUCCUCCGGGCGCAAGCUCUGGCAGCACACAUCGGAUUUCAACGACGAGGACACAACCAAGUGGGUGCCACAGGGCAUCACCUCAACAGCCGAUGCGCUUGACGCGGGCACCUACGAGGGUAUCAACGGCUGGAUCGUGAGCUGGCACCGUGAUGAUGAUAAAAGCGUGAGAAUCACAUUUGUGAACCGAGCCGAUGAUGGCUACCGCCAUGCACUGCUGGUGUACCCGCAUGCGUCGGACAACUUCAGAGAGGUUCCGGUGCAUGCAGGCGGUAUCAUGUGGUAUGGAAACACCUUGUGGGUUCUGGACACGUACAAUGGCAUCAGGGUCUUUGACUUGACCAACAUCUGGCAAGUCGGGGAUGGCAAUGGUGUUGGCAAGGUCUCCAGCGGCGUCUACUCGGCUGCUGGGUAUAAAUAUGUGAUUCCUCAGAUCAGAUGGUAUAAGUGGUCUUCUUCCUUCGAGUUCCGCCACUCCUACAUGGCCCUGGACCGCACCACCACUCCCGACAGUCUCAUCGUCGGCGAGUACCAAACCUCGACCUCGCUGCCCAUCCGUCUGGUCCGGUACGAACUCGACUAUACCACGCGCCGGCUCAAGACCGACAGCAGCGGCGUCUCCAAGGCCAUCUGGGCCUACUGCGUCAAUAUCGAGCGCAUGCAGGGUGCAGUGUCGGCCAACGGCAAGUUCUAUCUCUCGCGAAGCAACGGCGCAUCCAAGGGCGAUCUCUGGGCCUGGGUUCCCGGCGGUUCUGCGAAGCAGAAUGCCGGCUUUUACCCAAGGAGUCCCGAGGAUCUUAGCUACGACAAGAGAAAUGGCGGGCGUCUGUAUACCGUGACGGAGGCGGAGGGCGUGAGGUAUAUCAUCAACUCGGCUGUUAGCAGUCCCUCCAGUUGGGCAGGCAUUAGUCUGCUCUCUCUAGGGUUCGUUGCCCUCCUCUACGUUGUCGAGAAACUCUUCUUCGUGCAACCUCUUCCCAAGGGCGUCCCUUUUAUCCGAGAGCCGCCGGGAGCUACUCGCUUCAGUCUCAAGACACGAUGGGCUUAUAUGACAGACUGCGCCAAUCUUCACAAGGAAGCUUAUGAGAAGUACUUGGAGAAAGGCCAGGCCGUCGUCGUUCCUGGGGUGGGCUUUCGCAAAGAGCUCAUCCUGCCCCCGAGCUCCUACAAAUGGAUCAAUAGUUAUGACGAUAACCAACUGAGCGCGUGCCAUGCGUUUGCGGAUUAUGAUCAGAUUAUCCACUCGCUGGGCAAUGACAUCUACCUCUUGGAUCCAUGGCAGGGUACGACUGUCAAGAACGAACUGAAUCCCUCGUUGGAUAACCUCAUGGAUGCUCUGAACGAUGAAGUUGGCGUCGCCUUUGACACCUACCUUGGUACCGCUCCCGGAGAAUGGGUUGAGGUAAACAUCUUUGAGGUCAUGAAAAAGGUCAUCGCCCAAGCAAACAGCCGCUUCACCAUUGGUCUUCCUUUGUGUCGUAACCAAGAGUACCUGCAGACCUCCCUGGAGCUUAACGAGCAAUUCAUCACCUCCGCCGGCACCGGUCUCGCAUCCCCGGGGGUCCUCCGGCCCUUCACCACACGACUUGCCGCCAUCCCCCUCCGGUUGAACCUGCGCAAACUCCGCAACCUCGUCCGGCCCAUCUACGAGCAACGCCUUGAAUACCUCAAGCGCCCACGCACCGACCCGGACCCGAACGAGCCGCGCGAUCACUUCCAGAUCAUGCUAGGCUACGCCCAACGCGAGCGGCAGCAUGAGCUUGGGGACCUCAUGAACAUUACCACGCGUCUCGCCACCGCGAACUUUGGGUCAAUGCACCAGUCCGCCUUCCUGAUGACCAAUUUGAUCCUCAACAUCCUCGGCUCCGAAAAGGAGUUCAACACCGUCUCGGUGCUUCGCGAGGAGCUCGAGCGCGUGGCAAACUCGGACGGGAAUCCGGACACGUGGACCAAGGCCAAGAUGGCCAAGAUUGUCCGCGGCGACAGCGUGCAGCGCGAGACGCUGCGGCUGCACAGUUUUGGCGGGCGCGCUUUGCUCCGCAAGGCGUUGACGGACGGCAUCAUCACGGAUACCGGUAUUGAGAUACCAAAGGGGUGCAUCUUCUCGGUGCUCAGCUACGCGGUGCAGACCAGCGAGAGCAAGUACGAGCAGGCCAACAAGUUUGACCCGUUCCGGUUCUCGAGAGUUAGAGAACAAAAACAACAGCAACAGAACCAGCAGGUGGGCAACAAGGAAGGAGGAGCGGCGGGGCCGCCGCUUACCUUUGUGUCGACUUCGAUGGAUUAUCUGGCCUUUAGCAAUGGCAGGCAUGCGUGCCCGGGAAGGUUCCUGAUAGACUUUGAGAUCAAGAUGGCCAUGGCUUACUUGCUUGGGAAUUAUGAUUUGGAGCUGCCGGCUGAGUAUAAGGGGGAGAGACCGCCUACUGUUUGGAUGACUGAGGCCCAGUUUCCGCCAAAGGAGGCGAGGAUGAGGGUCAGGAGGAGAGAGAAGGUUUGA